AUGUCGACAUCAUCAGCCACGGAUUCCUCCCGGGAAUCCUCGUACCCCAGCAGUCCCGUCUCCCAACACAACCAACCCGUCUUCUCAUUUCCCGUCCCCCAACGGCGCAGGAGACCCAUCUCCCCCGUCCGCCGAUACUAUUCCACCCCGCUGCGAGAAGACUCGCCCGACUCGACCCCCCUGCACCUCUACGGCCUCGAGCAGCGCGAACCCUCCAUUGCCGAGAAACCCCGGCUGCUGCACCGCUUCUCCUACGCUCUCGACGACAUCAAGGAGGAUUUCACCCUGCAGCUGGACCCCAAGAGCCACAUGGCCAACAAGAUCCGAAGCCGGCGCCAGUCGAUGCUCAUGGCCGAGGCGUCCCCGCGCGGCUCGACUUCCUCGGGGAUCCCUCCCGUUGCGGAGAAGGCGCCCCUCGCAGUGUCUGGAGCGCCGCGCCUGAGACCGCUGUCCAUCCUCUCCUUUGAUAGCUGGUCGCCGCCGACCCGCAUGCUGAGCAGGCGGCUGUCGACGUUCGAGUUCUCGAAGCGGAAGCGGAAUGGGCCUGGCCCUCUGGCGAGUAUCUCACAGCCGAAUCUGAUCGGCUCCUCGGCUGAUAUCUGA
Molecule: messenger RNA, 603 nt
Organism: Aspergillus clavatus NRRL 1
Lineage: Eukaryota; Fungi; Ascomycota; Eurotiomycetes; Eurotiales; Aspergillaceae
Exons: 1
Coding region: 1-603 (200 amino acids)
Source: RefSeq, a predicted model, not a curated record